UUUAUUCCAGUAUGGGAAUUUCAUCAUCUUUUUCCAGGUCAUGGUAGAUGUGGAUCAUCACGAUCUGACCUUAUUGCUAUAGUUGUUAAUCAAACAAAUUUGCAGUUUCUAUUUUUUUUGAUUGAAUUUGAGCAGAAUGGUUUCGAAGUUCAUAAAGAUGAAAUAGUUGCAGUGUUUGAAGCUGCUCAUGAGUUUAACCGUAUCUUGUCAUUGGGAGAUUAUCAAACCGAAGAUGAAACUAACAAUGUUAAGACCGAUGUUGAGAAUGUGCUUAAGUUAGUAACAUAUCUGCGAGAAGUUGUUUGUCAUGAUGGAGACUGGAUCAAAAAUAUGAUAAUAUUAGCUGCAGGUAUACAACCACCCUCCUUGCAAUAUGUAUCCAAGAAUCCACAGAACUUGUCAAGCUUCUCUAAAA
Molecule: messenger RNA, 415 nt
Organism: Racocetra persica
Lineage: Eukaryota; Fungi; Glomeromycota; Glomeromycetes; Diversisporales; Gigasporaceae
Source: the annotation of a GenBank genome assembly